AUGAUUAGGCCUCGAAAACGGCGACGGGGUGUUGAUGAUAGCGGCAGUUUGGAUCAGGAUAUCGACUAUAAUGCCACAAAUUAUUAUCAUCGCUAUAAAAACAAGUCGUAUGUUCGGAGGAAUGACGUCGGUAAAUACUGUCAAGUCUGCAAAGCAAAGCGAUUAGGAGGACGUUCACGUGGUCUUCCAAGUGAUUUGCAGCUUCGCAAAUUAUGGAUUUUGCGCUUCAACCUUGAGCCAGAACGAGCGGCGGAGUUGUGGGUGAAGGAUGCAUUUGCUGACAAUUCACACAGCGGAGAAGUUUGUGCAAUGCAUUUCCCGGAAGAGUCUGACGUGUACCACAAUCCGAGAGACGUUCUUCCAAUCGACAUGAGAGAACCACACUUAGUGGGCCAAGAAGCUGAAGACGUUGACUUUGGGAACAUGGUUCUAACCUGUGUGUUUUGUAACGCACAGCGUCCAUUGAAGUCUAUGAUUCCGUUUGCCCGUGCACGCUUUAGACGGCGUCGAUGGAUCACGGCUCUCAGCGAUAACGAUGCACAAUCUGAGAACCACCUUCGCGAGGCGCUGAAGAAUGGUGCCACCAAGUUCCUUUGUGAUUGGCACUUUGCUGAUGAGUGCUUUUCCAUAAACACGUUUGGCGAAUGGAAACUGAAGAAGGAUGCCCUACCAAACCCACAUCUGGAAGAAAAUGAUCGGGCCUCUUUACGCAUUUAUAUGAUCAAUCACUUGGAUUCAACUAUUCAAAGGAACGACGAGCUGCGCAGAAGAAGAGUAAACUACCUAAUGCUUAGAAAGCAUGCUCAAGAGAAGGAACGGAUGGAUCGAGAGAAUUCACGUUCUGUCCAACAUAAAAUGCGGCGUACAUUCCCAAGACAAGUAUCCGAUGGAGCCAUUGACCACCUCACUUAUGAACCUGACCAAAUGCAUUCGGACUAUGUUACUGAAAGUGGACGUCGUCCAAACCCUGCCAAUAUAUCUAGCUCCGUUGAGUACUUGGAGCUAGACCCUGAAAUGCCGUUAUUGUAUCCAGAUCAUGCAGAUGGUCCUUCGGAGAUUUACCAUCGCGGCCCUACAACGUCUCAGGACUCUUUGCGAAAUAGUUAUUUUGAUGGGUUUUCUGAAGCAAAUAUCGAUUAUUCCGAUGAAAGCGACUUGGAAAUGGAAAUUAUCCAAAAGAUGCAAAGAACAGUGGACGUGAUCGUGUCAGAGGCUCGUCAGUGUGAGUACUGUCAUGUGGUUGUUUCAAUGGAACGAUCAAAGUCUACGCAUCGCAUGAGGACAUGGCCUUACGAUGAUGUCAAACACGAAAAAUACCUUUCGAUAAUGGAAUUUCCGAAAGACUUCGAAGAAGAAUUACGCCGCCUUUGGGUGAAACGGCGGAUUGAACCACUCGACGUUGCACCUGGAAGUGUAUAUAAGUAUCCAACUAUUAGCAUAUGUCAGCAUCACUUAGAUAUAGCGAGGGUUCCUGAACAGAUAGAGUCGUGGCUUUCCAAGUACUGUGUGCUGUGCGACGAAGAACUCGGAGAUGAAAAUCUUCUUCUACCAUUCCCUUUGGAUCGGAGUAGCAGACUUGCGUGGGCAAAGAGUCUCUUUUCUCGGAAGCCUAUAAACAAUCUUGUACAAAAACAACAGCGAUGGCUUUGUGAGCGAUUGACUCGAGAAGCAGCAACACGCUAUCGUUUGUGCCUUUUCCAUUUUCCCAAAAGCAGUUUCUCCGUAUCUAAGGACUGUAUUGAUUUUGAUCAAACCUCACAACCUCUCAGUUUGAAUAUAUGCCAGUAUGAAAGGAUCCCUCGUGGCCCGCAGGGUGUCGUGAAGUGUCCUCUUUGCGAUACAUGGAAUGUUGUGGCAGAAACCACGCAAAUUCGGAUACCGAGAGGAGCUGCUGAACGGAAUUUCCUUGUCGAGUACCUUAUCAGCGGAGAUAAGUCGACUUUGAGAAAGGGCGUUGAGAAGUUGUCUGCUGAAGCAUCCACAAUAUGUAAAGCACACAUGGAAAAGGAUCCCUUCGAACAGAUUGCUGAGCGAAAACUUGUUGCGUCAGUGAUGGUACAGUGCGUGGCGUGCUCUGUACACGAUCUUGCACAGAACAUGACUCCUUUCCCACAUGAUGCGGCUGAACGGAUAAUGUGGGUGGAUUCGAUGUCGCGUAGACGAGGAAAUAGAAUGCGGUUACUGAAUCGCUUAUCGUUGGAAGGACGCCACUACAUCUGUCCGCAACAUUUCCAUGUUAAUGCUCUUCGAUAUAUACCUGGUCUUGGUAUUUUUAAGAAAGCUUUCUUCCUACCCAUUCAUGAUCCAAACGAGCAAAUAAUUACUCGAGUACCGGAACCGCAGGAGGAUGACUAUGUUCCACUCUUAAUCGAUGGAUUUGAUAACGACAAGGUUCAAUGGACUCUCGAUUAUGACAAAGUGACCAGCGUGGUGGGAGAAACAGAUGAUGAGAUCCAUCAAGAACUUGAUGAUGAGCUGCAGGCGACUACUUCGUUUUCUGGGUUGGCUCAUGCGCCGGCUCAAAAUCAGGGAAGAGAGGUGUUACCCAGAGUGGUUGGUGGAGAAAACUACUGCUACGAGCAAGUCAGUGGCGAUGCCGAAGAGCUUGACGCUGAUGCUCAAAUAGUCUCCGUAGACGAUGAGCCUCAUGUGCUAGUGGAAGAGAUGCCUGUUCCGGAAAGGGAAGAAGUAGUCGUUACUGGAAACCCAGGUUGA
Molecule: messenger RNA, 2715 nt
Organism: Ostertagia ostertagi
Lineage: Eukaryota; Metazoa; Nematoda; Chromadorea; Rhabditida; Trichostrongylidae
Source: the annotation of a GenBank genome assembly